Molecule: messenger RNA, 1605 nt
Organism: Phalacrocorax carbo (great cormorant)
Lineage: Eukaryota; Metazoa; Chordata; Aves; Suliformes; Phalacrocoracidae
Source: RefSeq, a predicted model, not a curated record
CUCAGUGACACACUAGAAAGCUGUUUUCCCUUUGGGCUGGGAAAGCAGCUGCCGCUGCUCCUCACCGAGUCCUCGCAGGAUGCCUUUCCAGCAGGGCUCUGCCCGGACGCGGCAGCGCACCAUCCUCCUGGUGGGGAUGGUGGUCCUGCUGGCCGCCCUCCUCCUCGCCGUCGUGCUGGCCUCUGUCCUGACACAUGGCAAUCAGGUCAGCUCCAAAAUGCUGAAGUGGAAGGACAGAGGGACCACUAAGAAUCUGCGAGAAGUCGUCCUGGGAAGAUGCUACAGCUACGUCAUGGCGCAGUACCCUGAGCUGGGAGAUAAGGAUUGCCUAAAAAUAUGGGAAACAUUAAAACAUGCGUUCAUUUACAAGAAUCCCUGUAAUAUUACAUCAGAAGAUUAUCAGCCUUUAAUGGAGUUAGCGAGUCAUCGUAUACCCUGUAACAAGUCACUGUUCUGGAGCAAGACAAGUGACCUCGCUCAUCGUUACACAAAAUCCAAUCAAAAUUUCCUUACCUUGGAGGACACCUUGUUGGGUUAUAUGGCUGAUAGGAUUUCAUGGUGUGGAGACCCCUCUGCCCCAGGAAUCAACUAUGAAUCUUGUCCAAAACGAAGUGAAUGUGAGAGCAAUCCUAGCUCUGUAUUCUGGAAAAUGGCAUCCAAGAUGUUUGCAGAAGCAGCUUGUGGUGUGGUUCAAGUGAUGCUCAAUGGAUCAGUAGAAGCAGGAGCUUUCAGAAGCAGCAGCAUCUUUGGAAGUAUUGAGAUCUUUAACCUAAAUCCAGAUAAAGUCUCAGAGGUACACAUUUGGCUUAUGCAUGACAUCGGUGGACCUCAAAGUGAAUCCUGCUCAGGUCAUUCCAUAAAGAGGUUAAAAAGCAUCUUAGAAGAGCGAAACUUUAAGAUCACCUGUGAAGACAAUUACAGGCCGGUUCAGCUCCUUCAGUGUGUGCAUAACCCUGACCACGCAGACUGCAGACUUUGCACCAACACCACGGCAGCGCCAUGAGCGGAGCCUUCCGUGCUAAUGAAGACUUUAUUUGUGUGUAAAGCUGGAAAAGACAUGGCUACAUAGCUUAGAGUGAUAAAUAGUAGCGUGGUGUGUACAGAGUCCAUAACCAGAAAUCCUUGCUGUGACACUAACAGCCAAAUAGCAGGAGAUGAUACUUUAGGUGUGGUUACUGUACCCGCACACACACAGAGGGGCUGGGGGCACGUUCAGUGGUUGAAGGCAGAUGCUUUGCCCUGGUUUGCUCCCUCUGCGCCCAGAGGCCCAGAGCAGGGAGUCCCUGGGCCAUGCACAGAGACGAAAGAGACUUCUCACUGGAACAGAACUUGCUUCCAACUUUCACAAAAUGUCCCUCAGGCCAGAACUUGGGCAUCCACUGGAAUAGAGGCAAACAUCAAGAGGUUGCCACAAUAAGGAGUCUCGCUUGACCUCCAUUUCUGAGGUGAAAGGUGACGCCUUGCAGAGUGUAAUUCACAGGUGUGGACAUGCCGUAGUACACUGAAACAGCAGGUUACAUUGAUUUCCUUUGAUUUCCAUUUUGCCAGUCUCAUGCAUAUUGAAGCGCAGUGUUUAUAACAAAAUAAAGAUCUGAGGACAGCUUC